AUGACCACACCGGACUCGCAGAUCGAUUACGAGGAUGCUAUAGAUUACUGGACCGGGAUUCCAGCCACUGUGGAUGGUGUGCUUGGUGGCUACGGCGAGGGAACCGUAGUACCAGCGAUGGAUGUGCUUGGAUCAAAUCAUUUCCUAAGGAAACUAAAAUCUAGAAUGAUCCCAGAAGCCAAUUGCAAGAAGAUUGGUGCAGAUAUAGGUGCAGGAAUUGGAAGAGUCACCAAAAAUAUGUUAUCCAAACAUUGCGACGUAGUAGACCUACUAGAGCCUGUCAAACCGUUUGUCGAACAAAUGAACAUCGAGUUGCAUGAGUUGAAGGAAGAGGGCAAGAUCGGCAAAAUCUACGAUAUGGGUAUGCAGGACUGGCAACCUGAAGAAGGCAAAUACUGGCUCAUUUGGUGCCAAUGGUGCGUUGGACACUUGCCCGACGAUGAAUUAGUGAAAUUCUUACAACGAUGCAAGAAAGCUUUACAACCAAAUGGUACAAUCGUCGUCAAGGAAAAUAACACACCCACUGGUAAUGACGAUUUUGACCCUGAGGACUCCUCCGUGACAAGAUCGGACACCAAGUUUAAGGAGAUCUUCGAAAGAUGCGGACUCAAACUAAUAGCGACUGACAGACAAAAAGGUCUUCCAAGAGAGUUAUAUCCCGUUAGAAUGUACGCUUUGAAACCUACGACUUUAUAG
This is a messenger RNA of Torulaspora delbrueckii, 696 nucleotides long. RefSeq names its product N-terminal protein methyltransferase (gene TAE1). Gene Ontology annotation, biological process: N-terminal protein amino acid methylation. NCBI's taxonomy places the organism in Eukaryota, Fungi, Ascomycota, Saccharomycetes, Saccharomycetales, Saccharomycetaceae. Gene Ontology annotation, cellular component: cytoplasm. The record is from RefSeq and is a predicted model, not a curated record. Gene Ontology annotation, molecular function: N-terminal protein N-methyltransferase activity. The coding region runs from base 1 to 696 and encodes 231 amino acids. The transcript has a single exon.